This is a messenger RNA of Caenorhabditis elegans, 578 nucleotides long. RefSeq lists its product as uncharacterized. The record is from RefSeq and is marked reviewed. The transcript has 3 exons. Bases 111 to 479 code for a protein of 122 amino acids. Lineage: Eukaryota; Metazoa; Nematoda; Chromadorea; Rhabditida; Rhabditidae.
AGUCACGCCCAUCAGAGCAUAACAUUAAAAAGACCGACAAACUGGUGUUGUGCAGUCAAUUGCUGCCUGAUCCAAGUCUACAUUCUCGUCUCGUCAUUUUCAAAAAUAAAAUGCAAUUAUCCAGUGUUUUUUCUCUUGUAUUCUCAAGCUUAAUCGCGAUUUCAAGUGCUCUUCCAGCAUCGUACUCCUCGUCACUCAAUGAUCCACUUCUGUCAAGCCUCGGGCUAGGUUCCAUGGGAAUGGGCAUGGGCGGCAUGAAUGGAAUGUACGGAGGAAUGCCACCACCGAUGCCUCCACCCGGAAUGAGCCCGUAUGGAAUGGGUGGAAUGGGUGGAAUGAGCCCAUAUGGAAUGAUGGGACCAAUGGGUGGAAUGGGAGGAAUGAGCCCAUACGGAGGAGGCAUGUCACCAUAUGGAAUGGGAUCGAUGGGCGGUAUGGGAUCAUCAAUGUCCUUCCCAUUCAUGGGUAAGAAGAAGUAACCUCUGAAAAAUGUUGAAUCUCUUUAUUUAUCUGUCGAAGAAUCUCAUAUCACAUGUUCGUCUUUCUUCUCCUUGUAUAAUAAAAUUCCAUUUAAUUUA